GGAAUCGUGUUAAUCAUUAGAAAAGGGUUCAUAGAUGUGGUGUUGAUGCGUGGAAAAACCCUACUUUAUGUGAAACCUGUUUUAAAGACUGUAGCAUGGUGAGGUUUUAGCUUGGUAUUUUUUCAGACGAGCAUCGUGUCCAGUGUUUAAAAAAACCCACAUUUGCUCAUUAUCCUACGGUCAUUACUCAACGUAAGAGUGCUCGUUCGGUCUCGCUUUUGAAUAGUCUACAGUCUAGUUCCACCCAACGCACCGUAAGGAUGUGUCCUAAUAAACUCCGCGUAUUCAAAACCGUUGUUAUUAUUGCGAUCGUGUGUACAAUUAUCACAGCUCCUGGUGUCAUUGCUCGCAAUAACGACUUUUUCUUCCCGGAGCUGAACGAGAAAGCUGUCGGUGAUCUGUGCGAGAUCAACUACGGCCAGGGUGACUUCACCCGGUUCGGAACCUGCCAGCGGGUGAAAGAUUGUCGUACCUUUGCUCAGCGGGUUCGCUACGAGAGGCGGUUCAACGUGUUUCAGGAGUUGUGCUUCUUCGAAGUUCACGAUCCGGUGGUGUGCUGUUUAAGCGAGCGGGAUGCUGCGAUGCGGAUUAGAAACCCUACCGUUGGUCAUAAAUCGGUGCUUGACAUGGAGUGGCCCUUCGACGACGAUGAUGAUAAGGCGAAUCUAGUGUGAAUUGAGAAAGUAUAGUUGAAAUUAAACGACAGGGGAAAAUA
Messenger RNA from Topomyia yanbarensis, 715 nucleotides. RefSeq lists its product as uncharacterized. Bases 261 to 674 code for a protein of 137 amino acids. Lineage: Eukaryota; Metazoa; Arthropoda; Insecta; Diptera; Culicidae. The record is from RefSeq and is a predicted model, not a curated record. The transcript has a single exon.